Molecule: messenger RNA, 1919 nt
Organism: Drosophila elegans
Lineage: Eukaryota; Metazoa; Arthropoda; Insecta; Diptera; Drosophilidae
Gene: Ir31a
Product: ionotropic receptor 75a
Exons: 8
Coding region: 96-1919 (607 amino acids)
Source: RefSeq, a predicted model, not a curated record
UGAAAAAUACCUUUAUAACUUAUGUGGCUAUACGCGCUUCGUCAUGACAUGGACGGACGUCCUCUGUGCUUGGAGUCGGUGAAAAAAACCUGGAUAUGGAAGUAUCGGUUUUGACCAAUUUCGUUGUUAACUUGGUUAAAACCAAGCAUACAAUAGUCUUUUCUUGUUCGCUCAAAGACUUUCAAGAAACGACUUUUGCUCUGAUGCAAAGAAACCAAUUUGUGAGUGUCGUACAUCUCAACGAUACUUAUUCCCUACCAUCUAUAUUAACUAUAGAUAGUUACGCUAGAACCUCUAUCCUAGUAAAUGCGAGAUGCAGUGGAACAUCUGAGCUUCUCUUUGAAGCCUCUGAAAAUAGAUACUUCAACAAAAGCUACCAAUGGUGUAUCUGGGGUGUAGAUCUUGACGUUCAAUCGUUAUUUCCUUUAAAACUUAAUUAUGUAGGUCCAAACGCUCAGAUUACUUAUGUAAAUGAAACCAAUGACGGCUACGCAUAUUGGGAUGUUCAUUCAAAAGGUCGCCAUUUAAAAUCGCAGUUGGAAAUACAUUUGAUAGCUACUUUAAUAAAUGGCACAAUUAAUAUUAUAAGCGAUAUAUCUCAUUUGCAAAGCAUUGAUUUUCGCGGACAAUUUAACGGAUUGACACUUAGAGGAGCCAGCGUUAUCGAUAAGGAGGAUAUAAUUUCAAACGAACAAAUUGAAUCUAUUCUUUCGCGGCCCACAAAGGACUCUGGAGUAGCUGCAUUUAUAAAAUAUCACUACGAGCUUUUGGGACUUUUACGUGAGCGUUUCAACUUCACUGUUAACUUUCGUAAUUCUAGAGGAUGGGCUGGUCGGUUGGGAAAUACUACCUUUCGGCUUGGUCUCUUGGGAAUUGUUAUGCGAAACGAGGCGGAUAUUGCCGCAUCUGGAGCAUUUAAUCGCAUUAACCGUUUCGCAGAGUUUGAUAUAAUUCAUCAAAGUUGGAAAUUCGAAACUGCUUUUCUAUACCGAUAUACUCCAGACUUAUUUACGCCUGGAGGGGAUAGUGCUGCGUGGGCAGGAAACUUUCUGUCACCAUUUAGCACCAGAGUAUGGUUCUUCUCGUUAUUAACCCUAGCUGCAUUUAGCAUAAUUUGGGUGCUAUUUGAAAUUAUAGACGGAAAGUUUUUAGAUAAAAGAGAUGGUGUUCUGCAGACAUUUGGAGCUUGUUGUCAACAGGGAAUGGACCCGAAUCCGAAAGACCGUUCUGUACGCUUUCUUGUAAUGACCCUUUUUUUGUUCUCUCUUGUAAUGUACAACUAUUAUACAUCUUCUGUGGUUGGAGGAUUGUUGAGCUCUUCAGAUCAAGGUCCGGCUACUGUUGAUGAGAUAACUUCUAGUCCUUUAAAAAUUUCAUUUGAGGAUAUCGGCUACUACAAAGUUUUAUUUCGAGAAAGUAAAAAUCAAUCAAUUACAAGACUAAUAGAAAAGAAACUGUCCUCUUCGAGAAGUUCUAAAGAACUGCCGAUUUUUAGCCAUAUUGAGGAAGCUGUUCCAUAUCUCAAGGCCGGCGGCUUCGCUUUUCACUGUGAAGUAGUUGACGCUUAUCCGGUAAUUGCUGAAUUUUUCGAUGCGAAUGAGAUCUGCGAUUUGCGUGAAGUCUCUGGCUUAAUGGAGGUUGAAAUAUUAAAUUGGAUUUUACACAAAAACAGCCAGUAUACUGAAAUAUUUCGAACGGCUAUGUGUAACGCCCAGGAAAAAGGUUUUGUGGAACGCAUUCUACGACGGCGGCAGAUUAAAAAGCCCACCUGUCUAUCACUAUACACUGUUUACCCUGUAAGCAUAUCAGGAGUUUUACCAGCAUUUAUUAUUUUAAUCUGUGGGAUUAUAAUUUCGCUGAUGCUUUUGUGUGUGGAGAAAUUGUAUGUGAGGCUGGAAAUGGCAAACUGUCGAGUUUAA